GUAGCGCCUCCCACCUUCUAUCAAACACUCAGACCAUGAUUCUCUCUUUCAAGUAUACGUGGCUUGUAACCAUGGCAGCCCUUAUGGUUGUAAGCCAAUGUCAGAACCUGAUUGGCUAUGGCUACGGAGGUGCUCAUAGCAUUGGACAUGGUCUUUACGGAGGCUAUGGUAGUCUGCACCGUGGAUAUGGUGGCUACAGAAGCGGCUAUGGAGGCGGAUUCCUUGGGAGAAGACAUGGAGUCGGCUACGGUGGGUACAACGGGUACAGCGGGUACAGCGGGUACGGCGGCCACGGCGGCUACGGAAGUGCCAGGAGCUCCGUUUCAUUUAACCUGGGUGGACCUCGUGGUUACUACGGUGGUCAUUAUGGGUAUGGAAAAUGAGUCAAGCGUAUGGUACUGAAUCCAAUGAGUUUGUGUAAUGGAGUUCUUAUGAAAUAAAGUAUUCUCUUGUA
Messenger RNA from Penaeus indicus, 454 nucleotides. RefSeq names its product neuropeptide-like protein 30. The record is from RefSeq and is a predicted model, not a curated record. Bases 36 to 383 code for a protein of 115 amino acids. The transcript is spliced from 2 exons. Lineage: Eukaryota; Metazoa; Arthropoda; Malacostraca; Decapoda; Penaeidae.